Molecule: messenger RNA, 1481 nt
Organism: Helianthus annuus (common sunflower)
Lineage: Eukaryota; Viridiplantae; Streptophyta; Magnoliopsida; Asterales; Asteraceae
Product: F-box protein At3g07870-like
Exons: 1
Coding region: 62-1246 (394 amino acids)
Molecular function (GO): protein binding
Source: RefSeq, a predicted model, not a curated record
UAUCGUAUCCCAGCCUAAUGAUAAAACCUUGUUACGCUCUGCUGCAAACCCGAUCGACGCCAUGGAAGGCUGCGUAUUACCUGAAAAUCUCAUCUUCGAGGUUUUAUCCAGACUACCGGUGAAAACAAUCACCCGAUGCAAGUGCGUAUGCAAAAAGUGGCGCGAUCUUGUUUCCGACACCUACUUUGUUCAUCUUCAUCUCUCCAGAUCGCCUCCCUGCCUAAUGUUUCAUUGGUAUCUCCCGAUAUUGGACCGGAUAUUAGAGUUGGUAGAAGUGGAACAUGAAGCUGAAUACGACCGUUUAACCCUCCAUCAUGUCAAAACCCUUAAUCUUCAGCUUAGUGCAUUUCGCGCUAGUAAUGGGAUCAUUCAAGUGGGCUCUGUCAAUGGUUUGAUCUGCUUGUGUCACACAUUUGAUGCCACUUACGUAUUUAAUCCAGUCCUCGAAGAAUAUAUGACCCUCCCUCGACCACCACGAUUGAGAAAUAUAACGUUGUUAGGUCAUGGUUUUGGAGUUUCAAUGGCAGGGGAAUACAAAGUCAUACGGACUUUAGGUAGGAGCAUCUCCCAAGUACCAAUUGAAGUCUCGGUUGAGAUCCAGGUUUACACCUUUGGCACCGACCAAUGGAGAAGUUUGGGACCAACCCCUUUUAACAUUACGCAUCCGGGGGAAGUGGGCGGUGUAUUUGUGAAUAGUCAUGUGUAUUGGGUUAUCUUUGGCCAGAUUUUUGAUUUCGAUUUGGAUGCGGAGACAUUUGAGUUAAAUCCGUCCCCUCCCGGAUAUGAUACAGAAUCAAAGCGAAUGUUGGGUGUCCUCAAAGGCAGCUGCUUAAGUCUAUUUUCCUGGACUUCAUUGGGGUUCACCGUUUGGGUGAUGAAGGGGGAAUCUUGGUAUAAAGCGAUAGCCAUGAUCGAGGAAAAUAUGGACCCGGUUCUUAAAUCGCUAGAGUGGAAACCCGUGUAUCUCAUUGAUGGUUCAGAUGGUACUAGUAUUUUGAUCUUCUGGCCUCAGGGAACAGAUAGUCUGGAGGCAGAUUGUCUUGACACGAAUAAGAUUCUAGAUCUGAAUUUGCCGGGCAACUUCUGGACGGUAAUGAGUACUUAUCGUCCUAGUUUUGUUAAGCUCCAAAACUUUGGAUCAUUUAGAGUUCAUUCCUUGUAUGGUAAUGACUCCGCCUUUGUGAAGGAUAGAUAUAAGUCCAGUUUGAAGUUAGAGCGAAUGCACCAAACAUCAUUUCAUGUUUAAUCCGCCAAGUAGUCAGUCUCCCUCACUCUCAAAUUGUGAUAUGCAAACACGAACCCGGAACCGGGAUUUUUAUUUAAUUAUACAGUGUGUUUCAUUUAAUUAUACAAAAAUCGGUUGUAUAAGAUGAUUGCAGUUGGUAGGAUUAGAUAUCUUGGAGUUACAAAAAUUAGUUGUACAAGAUAAUUGCAGUUAGUUCUCACCUUUUCUUGAAGAUGGUUAAUCUCUUUCAUGAUCA